AUGGGUACCUCGACGGCCUCGUCAACAAACGGCGUGAUCAAUGGGAGAGAAGCCCUAGGUCACGAAUCAAUCAGGGUACUCGCUCCAUACGCAGCGGAUUUCUCGACAGUGUCAAGUCCUGUUGACCCCUCCUUGGUAGCUUCAGCCCGAUGCUCAACGCAGGCCGACAUGCACGCGGCCAAUGCCACAAGCGCCGGUGGCGUAAUCAUCACAACCACCAUCGAACGGGAGACCAAGCUCGGCGGCGGCAGCAAGUCCCAAGGGAGCCCAGUGGGUAUCCCAAUGGGCCGCGGAUACCAGGAAUGCUAUGCGGGAGAGGAUGGCUGUGCAACUUUCCAAGAUGACCCCCAAGGAGCAUACGGCUCUAGAGUGAACAUCACCGCGGGCUAG
This is a messenger RNA of Metarhizium brunneum ARSEF 3297, 390 nucleotides long. Lineage: Eukaryota; Fungi; Ascomycota; Sordariomycetes; Hypocreales; Clavicipitaceae. The record is from RefSeq and is a predicted model, not a curated record.